CAGAACGGCCGCACCGUUCCGAGCCUCCGGAGGCCGGCGCAGCUGCGUCAAGAUGGCGGCGGCGGUAGCGGCAGCGGCGGCGGCGGCGGCCGCAGCAGCAUCCCUUCAGGUGCUGGAGAUGGAGAGCAUGGAGACGGCCACCACUGGAACAGCAGGGCUGGCGGCCGAGGUCCGAGGCAGCGGCACCGUAGACUUCGGGUCCGGGCCCGGGAUCUCUGCCAUGGAAGCCGGCGGAGGCGACCCGGGCCCCGAGGCCGAGGACUUCGAGUGCAGCUCCCACUGCUCCGAGCUCUCCUGGCGGCAGAACGAGCAGCGUCGCCAAGGCCUCUUCUGCGACAUCACCUUGUGCUUCGGCGGCGCCGGGGGUCGCGAGUUCCGGGCCCACCGCUCGGUGCUGGCCGCCGCCACCGAGUACUUCACGCCUUUGCUCUCGGGCCAGUUCUCCGAGUCCCGCUCCGGCCGGGUGGAGAUGCGUAAGUGGAGCUCGGAGCCGGGGCCCGAACCCGACACCGUGGAGGCCGUUAUCGAGUACAUGUACACCGGCCGCAUCCGGGUCAGCACCGGCAGCGUGCACGAGGUGCUGGAGCUGGCCGACAGAUUCCUGUUAAUUCGUUUAAAAGAAUUUUGUGGAGAAUUUCUCAAGAAAAAACUUCAUCUUUCAAAUUGUGUGGCCAUUCAUAGCUUAGCUCACAUGUACACCCUGAGCCAACUUGCUCUGAAAGCUGCCGAUAUGAUACGGAGGAAUUUCUACAAAGUCAUUCAGGAUGAGGAAUUUUAUACUUUACCCUUCCAUCUCAUUCGAGACUGGCUUUCUGACUUGGAAAUUACUGUUGAUUCGGAAGAGGUUCUCUUUGAAACAGUUUUGAAGUGGGUUCAGAGAAAUGCUGAAGAGCGAGAGAGAUACUUUGAAGAACUUUUUAAAUUGCUCAGGUUGUCCCAGAUGAAGCCUACCUACCUCACUCGUCAUGUCAAACCAGAGAGGCUGGUGGCCAGUAAUGAAGUUUGCGUCAAGCUGGUGGCUGAUGCGGUGGAGAGGCAUGCUCUGAGAGCUGAGAACAUACAAUCUGGCACAUUGCAACAUCCUGCUUCUCAUGUGUCAUUAUUACCCCGUUAUGGGCAAAACAUGGAUGUGAUCAUGGUUAUUGGAGGUGUGUCUGAAGGAGGAGACUAUUUGAGUGAAUGUGUGGGAUAUUUUGUUGAUGAGGAUAGAUGGGUAAACCUGCCCCAUAUUCACAAUCAUCUUGAUGGGCAUGCUGUCGCAGUAACAGAAUCCUAUGUGUAUGUUGCCGGAUCAAUGGAACCAGGCUUUGCUAAGACUGUGGAAAGAUACAACCCAAAUUUGAACACAUGGGAACAUGUUUGUAGUCUGAUGACAAGAAAGCAUUCUUUUGGGCUAACGGAAGUCAAAGGCAAGCUAUAUAGCAUUGGAGGACAUGGCAACUUCAGUCCUGGCUUUAAAGAUGUGACUGUUUACAAUCCCGAACUUGAUAAAUGGCACAACUUGGAAUCUGCACCGAAGAUUCUUCGUGAUGUCAAAGCACUGGCCAUAGAAGAUCGGUUUGUGUACAUUGCUGCCCGCACUCCUGUGGACCGGGACACUGAGGAUGGUUUAAAGGCUGUGAUUACAUGCUAUGAUACUGAGACUCGACAAUGGCGAGAUGUGGAAUCGUUGCCCCUUAUUGACAAUUACUGUUUUUUCCAGAUGUCUGUGGUCAACUCAAACUUUUAUCAGACUGCAUCGUGCUGUCCCAAGAGUUAUUCUUUAGAAAAUGAAGAGGCAGUAAAAAAAAUCACCAACCAUGUGUCUGAUGAGAUCCUUGAGAGCUUGCCUCCAGAAGUCCUAAGCAUUGAAGGGGCAGCCAUUUGCUAUUACAAAGAUGAUGUCUUUAUUAUUGGAGGCUGGAAAAACAGUGAUGAUAUUGACAAACAGUAUCGGAAAGAAGCCUACAGGUACUGUGCUGAGAGAAAGAGGUGGAUGCUCCUUCCUCCCAUGCCACAGCCUCGUUGUAGAGCCACCGCUUGUCACGUCAGGAUCCCAUACCGGUACUUGCACGGCACACAAAGAUACCCGAUGCCUCAAAACCUAAUGUGGCAGAAGGACCGCAUUAGACAGAUGCAAGAAAUACAUCGGCACGCCCUGAACAUGCGGCGAGUACCAAGCUCACAGAUAGAAUGCUAAAUUCUCUAACACAUGCAGCUAAAAACUUCUCCCUGUGUCGUAUGACUGAAGAUACCCAGACUGUUAACUUGAAAAAGUAUGUUGGUAACUUAUUUUCUAGCUGGAUUGAUUGUUAGCCCAUGUAAAGGAAGGGUAGUUAAGAACUGAAGAAUGGGAAACUCAGUCCAAUACAUGGUAAUCUUUGUUGUUUUGCAAUCUUAUAUCUUUGUGUGGGUGUACUAGCUAAAUCUUAUUAAAGACAAGUGGAAAAAGCAGGUCUUGUUACUUGAGGCUGUUCUGCCAACCAGUUAUAAUUCCUUUGUUUUAGAGACUUGUGUUUUGGGCUUUAAGCACCACUUUUAUUUGCACAUUUUCUUUGAUGUUCCUUUUCACUUUCUAUAGAAUGGUUCACAAGAGCAGAGUUUAUGUAUUAAGCUCUCAUCUGCAGGAGGUAUGUGCAAUAGUAAGACUGAAACCUGAAGAGAAAGCACAGUGUUUCAGGAAGAUGCUUUCAGAGUAUUUACAUUGAUGUUUUGUUGUAUGUGUUUAUCUAGAAAUGGUGUUUUGUUCAUAUAAAGAAGAGGUGACUGAUGAGAAAUUUGUGGUUACCUCAUGUAUUUAAAUAUACAUAUUUUCACUUUAGCAGCUGUUUAUAAAUUUCAAACCAUCGCUCUGAGACGAUGGCAGUUGGCUAGUAUAUUAAUCUUUAGCUGAUUGAUGGAAUGCAGACAAAAGUUACAUAUAUGAAAUUUGUUUCUCUAAGAAUUAUAACUAUAGACUGAGAAAUCAAAAGAGGUGCAAGAUCGAGGACAUGUUAAUGAACUUAAAUAAUGCCUAUGACAAUCAACACUCAAUGCCUUCAGUUUUAAUUUUUGUUCUAAUACAUACCAUAUUGAAUCUUCCUCUUUUUUUUCCUAUAAGUAACUGUUUUCAAAAUGGAAGAGAAUAACAAGUUAGAGAAAUAUUUCCCUGCUUAUUUUAUCCAGUUUCCCUACACUUUCAUUAGAACUUUGCCUGAGCCUAGAAUACCAAAUUUGGGUAUAUAGUUUUGGCUUAAAAAAAUUUAUCACUACAGUUAUCCUUUUGUUUUUGUUCAUUCUUUAUUUUUGUGUAUUUUUCGCUUUUGUUCAUUCUUCUGACACUCUCCCUAGCUUUACACAAGUUAGCACUCAGGCUGAAUAUUUUUAGUGUUCCGUUGAUCUGAUAAUUUGCACUGUGCAUCCACUUUUUUUUUUUCUUUUUAGGCACGAACUCGUUAUGUAGCCUCAGUCUCCUGAGUGGUGGGAUUACAGGCAUGUGAUAACACACCCAACUUAUUUUUUAUUUCUUAAAGAAUAGUUCCCUUUUUAGACAUUAUGGAAUACCAUUCUAGAAGUCACAGUUCAAGAUUUAUCACUCUAGUUCUUGUAAUUAACCUUCUUAUUGUGUGAUCAGACAUCAAAUGAAAAAAGCACAACCAGAACAUGUAGCUGUUUUGCUGCAAGAUUUCAUGUUUUAGCUCUUAGAUUCUAUAUAGUAAGAACUUUUCCUGAAAUUUCUAAAUUAGUAUCCCUGCCUAGAACAAAAGUUUUUAAUAAAUAUAUUGGAACUCUUACACUGGAAUGAGGCUGGGAAAUUGCAAAUUGAUUUCUACACAAGAAUAUAUUGCAUACUACUCUUCUUUUUCUCAAUUUCCAUUUCUUUAUAGUUACUUCAGUGAUUGCCUUUGGUGUCUGAGCAGCACUACAGCUUAGUGAUGAGGAGGCCAUGCAGUUAGAAAUCAUUGACUGAAGCUCCUGGAAUGAACUUUGUUUCAUAAACUGUGUGACCAAACCUGUUCUUGGUUGUGUUGAAAUAAUUCAGUGUCACAACAAGGAUGCGAGUUUUUCUCCAAAAGUGUGUGAUAUAGUUGGGGUUUUUUUUUUUAAGAAUUGUCUUGUGAGACAGUCACUACCCGUUGUUUUGUUAGGGUCUUUACAUGAUAUAGCAGAAGUUUUAGGUAUAGUCUGGUUUUGAAAACUUGAUUGAAACUUGUCUUUUUCUUAACUCAGCAGCAGCCUAGGCCCGGGCUGAAAGAAGGGGGGUAAGUCCUUGCAUGAUGAUGUGUGCAGGUUUUUCUGACUACUGAGUUUCUAAUUUUUAUACUUAAAUUCACGUGUGACUUCACAUCAGUAAUUUGUGUUUCCUAAGUACCCUAACUUGUUAAUAAGGAUAGAAAUCAGAUUUGCUUAAAUCUGUUCAAGGCUGACAUUCUGAAAUUCUAAACUGAAAGGAACUUGAGGACUUGGAACGGUUCUAAGUAUGUUGGUGAAGUCUAAUGUGGCUCUUUGGGAAAGAAAGUUUCCUUUCUGAUAAAAAGGUAAAGAUUGUGUUUGGUCAUAUAACCAGUUAAAAACACGGCUUUUUAAAAGAUUGCCUAAGGUGUAUUCAAGUAAACAUUUUUUGUUGGUUUGUUUUUGGUGGAGAGGAAUGAAUUAGACCAAAGGUGAUAACCAUAAACAAAUAUAUAUAUUAUAUAUAUAUAUAUAUAACUUCCAGGGAGGCUGCUUCUACCUUACCUGGCUUUCCUUUGACUCUACCUUCCUACCUAUGGAUUAAAAACCAGUUGUAUAUGUGGAGAAUGUCAGUCAUGAGCUUAGUGUUUAAGUAAUACAUCACUUGCAGUUUUGCAUGAAUAUUCUUGUGUAUCUUAAUAGUCAAAUUUGCUUUUGUUGUGCCAGUCCAAAAUAACUUUACCAAGAGCUCUUAAAAUUCCGUCAGCAUCAGUUUUGUUUUGAUCAUCUAUCUGGUUGUGUGUAGUAUUUCUGGGACCAAAAAAGUGAAACAUACUAACCUUUUUAAUAGGGAACAUAAGUUUAAAGCUGGAGAGAAGUAUUUAUGGGAGCUUGUGCAUUUGUGUGUUUUAAACCCUUCCAAUUGCUGGUAAGGCAGUUCCUACUGCACACUUUAUUAUUAUCUCUUGACCAGUAUAGCAUGUGAUAUGUUUAAAAUAGUUCCUUUUCCACUUCAUGAUCCUGCUACCAACACCUAUAAUAUCAUAAAGUAGACAGGAAUUGGUACUUUCCUCAAAUGAAGCUUCCAUUAAGGGCAUGCUGGCCACGUUUCAUGACUUUGAACGUGCACAGUAUUGUGAAGCCAACACUCGGCCUGUACUAGAAAAAUGCAGUGCUGUAACUGUAGCUUGUUUUUUGUCAUUCACAGCUCAUCACUCCAGUUUGUUUCUUGAAAAAAGUCCAUUUUGUUGUUGUUAUCCUUAUGUUACAGCAUGUAUUCUGGUUCUUGGAAGCAGAACAUCUCAUAGUUGAGUGCCAUAAUACAAUUGCAUAACAGAAUAGUCAUUGUGCCUCAAAAAAUUUAAUUAGGUAGCCAAAUUACUGCUCUUUGUCAGUCCCUUGUGGGACUUCUGUUUUACUCUGUGACCGUUGCUACAGUGUCUUACCUUGAAGCAUAUGUGCUAGAGUCCGUGUUAACUUAAUCCUCCUGCUGCAUGCACUUGUGAAAAGCAGUGCUUGCUAGGUGUUUGAAGAUUUUAUAAUCCAUGUCUAGGGCUGUCAGUUGUAAAAUAAAUAGUGAGUUGAUAACAGUUUUUUGGGCUAGUGGUACAAGCCCGUUUGCAAGGUCUUGACUUUCUCCCUUCAAGUCAGAGGUGAUGUAGUAUUUAGAAUGCCUAGAGACAUUAUGUUGUAAAAUAACUUGUUUUUGUUUCUAAAACUAUCUGGUUCUGUCUUAAAGCUACUAAUUGUGUCAGUGUACAUUUUCAAUAAACAUAUUUCUUUAGAGCUGG
This is a messenger RNA of Dipodomys spectabilis (banner-tailed kangaroo rat), 5921 nucleotides long. It is a transcript of the gene Klhl11, whose product is annotated as kelch like family member 11. The record is from RefSeq and is a predicted model, not a curated record. Gene Ontology annotation, molecular function: protein binding. Bases 53 to 2179 code for a protein of 708 amino acids. NCBI's taxonomy places the organism in Eukaryota, Metazoa, Chordata, Mammalia, Rodentia, Heteromyidae. The transcript is spliced from 2 exons.